Messenger RNA from Magallana angulata, 669 nucleotides. RefSeq lists its product as uncharacterized. Lineage: Eukaryota; Metazoa; Mollusca; Bivalvia; Ostreida; Ostreidae. The transcript is spliced from 4 exons. The record is from RefSeq and is a predicted model, not a curated record. The coding region runs from base 1 to 669 and encodes 222 amino acids.
AUGGCACGACUUCUUAUAGUGGCCCUGCUGUUAAGUUUUUGUUUUGGUCAAGUCGAGGGUUUAAACCUUGCGUAUAAAAAACCAACCUGGCAAUCUUCUGAAAAGUAUUCCUCUGACAACGCCGUUGAUGGUUUUAUAAAUCGCACAGCAGUGAGCAACCAGUGCGCUAUAUCUGAAGCCUCACCUAUUGAUAUCACGUGGAUGGUUGACCUUGAGGCCAUACAAAGUAUAAUUUAUAUAAUUAUACAUUACAGAACUGAAGACGUACCAUUUGCCAAUAGUAUCUAUGCAAGCAGAUUCCUCGGGUUCUCUGUCUAUGUGUCAAAUACAACGAACAAAGACGAUGGGCAAUUAUGCUACCAUGAAUCAAACCAAACAAAUAUAUUUGAGAUUAUGAAGCUUACGUGUGAAGUACAGGGCCGUUACGUGAUAUACUACAACACACGAAGAGGGAAUGAACACAAAAAACCAGGCUUUUCAUCGAUGGCUUACGUUGAAUUGUGUGAAGUACAAGUAAUUGGUUGUCCCCUAGGAUUUUACUCAAUGGAUUGUGCUAAACCGUGUCCUCAUGGUUGCCGCCACUGUAGCUUUCUUUACGGGACAUGUCUUGGAGGAUGCAACCCGGGAUUUGAGGGUCAUCACUGUGAUAUUUAUAGACGGAGUGAGUAG